AUGAUCACAGUCACUGAAGCAGUCACCACAACAGCUGCCACGACCAUCACCAAAUCAAGCAUAAUCACAGUCACCGAAGCAGAUACAACAGCGGCGACGACAUCUUCGGCGACAGCAGCAUCAAGUGCUGUACCUUUGUACGGCCAAUGUGGUGGAGCCAACUAUGUCGGCCCUACAGCGUGCGCCGCAGGAGCAGUCUGCCAGUUCCAAAACCCAUACUAUUCUCAGUGUGUGGCCAGAGCUACCAACGGAUCGACACCCGUAAUACCCAUCUACGGACAAUGCGGCGGAGCUGAGUAUAUUGGCUCCGGACAGUGUACCGCAGGAUCAUUCUGCCGCUUCCAAGACGCCAAUUUCUCACAGUGUGUGCCCAACGCACUCAAGCCUACCACAGCACCAGCAUCAACCGUGGUGCCUUUGUAUGGCCAAUGUGGCGGUAUUGGCUAUACACCUACUCCCUUCUGCCCCCCAAGACAAUACUGCAUGAACCCGGUUUGCGCCGCAGGAUCAUACUGCCAAUACCAGAACGACUACUACUACCAGUGUGUGGUUGCCCCUGCUUAUGACGUAUUGCCUGUAUACUCCCGCUGUGGAGGAUUCGGAUACAACGGCCUCACGACGUGUGAAGAGGGAUCGUCCUGCACGUACACAAAUGAGUACUAUUCUCAGUGUGUG
This is a messenger RNA of Sphaerulina musiva SO2202, 675 nucleotides long. RefSeq names its product carbohydrate-binding module family 1 protein. Lineage: Eukaryota; Fungi; Ascomycota; Dothideomycetes; Mycosphaerellales; Mycosphaerellaceae. The record is from RefSeq and is a predicted model, not a curated record. Gene Ontology annotation, cellular component: extracellular region. Gene Ontology annotation, biological process: carbohydrate metabolic process. The transcript has 4 exons. Gene Ontology annotation, molecular function: cellulose binding. The annotation marks the transcript as partial.